UGCAAAUUAUUAAGUCAUGCCUUUCACUCCUACUGUGGACAGUUUUCCAAUGCCCCAGUCCAAGGUUUGGGCUCCAAUGCAACAAACUUCAUUAGUUGCACCUGUAACACCACAUGUGGUUUCUGCUUCUCAGUGUUUCAACCCACUCGCUACUCGUAAAACAUUCCAUCAACCUUCAGAACCACUUAUCACUGUAUUCGUUGGAAACAUUUCUGAAGAAGUUCCUCGCCAUACGAUACAAUACAUUUUGACAACUUUUGGAAAUAUUGCUUCUUGGAAGAGUGUAAAAGGAUUUGGUUUUUGUGAAUAUUAUCAAUUUGAAGAUGCCUUACUUGCUAUCAAAGUUUUACAUGAUAUGGAGGUAGGCGGUAAAAAACUUGUGGUGAAAGUAGACACAAAAACACAAAAAAAAUUAGACCAGUUUGAAGUGGAAAAAAAAGGUACUGAUGAUUCUGAAGGAAAUCAAAAAUUGGAAGUACAUUGCAGAGAAAGAAUAAACUGUAUAAUUAAAAAACACAAUGAUAAAAUGAUCAGAAAAGAAAAAGAAAAUGAAAACAAAGCAAGAAUUAUUGAUGGUGUGGGAUUUAAUACCGUGCAAAUUGAAGAUGAAAAAAAAAAAUUAAUUUUUGAAGAAAUAGACAAGUUUCGAGAAGACAAGAAAAACAAAGAAGAAAAUGAAAUUGAAAGAAAAAAGAUCCAAGAAAAACUAAAUGGAAAACAUACAUUUCCAGGUAAUCCAGAUUCUGAAGAAAAUAGAAUUAUACGAAGCAGAGAAGAACGAGAUAAAAGAUAUAAAGAAAAAGAAAAAACAAGAGACAAAAGGGAUGAGAGUGGCAGGGAGAAGAAUGAAAGAACAGACAAAGAAAGAGAAAAAAGAAUGAUCAAGGAAAACCGUGAAGAAAAAAUACCAGAAAAAAGCAGAAGCUAUUUCGAUAUAACUAAAUUACAAGAAAAAGAAAUGGAAGAGUUGGAGUUAAAAAAAAAUGAUGAUAGGCUAAGAGAGAAAGAACUAGCAUAUCAAAAGAAACUUAAUAAAUGGUUAAACAGAGAAAAACAAAAGAAAAAAGAAUUAUCCAAACAACGUGCUAAUAAACAAAUGAUAGAAGAAGAAAGAGAAAAAAAUGCUAAACAGCUUAAAGAGUUUUUGGAAAAUUAUGAUGAUAAAAACGAUGACCAGAAGUAUUAUAGAGGAAAAAAUUGGCAAAAACGAAUCAAACUGCGUGAAAAAGAAAAAGAAGAAGAUGAAAGAGAUCGACAAAAAGAGAAAGAUGAACAAGUAAUCAUCCCAAAAAAGGUACAUAGUAACAUUAAAUUACAAUUUUCUGAAGUAUUAGAAGCCAGAGAAGAAAAUAUGCACAAGUCCAAAUUAUUGAUGGAUGUAGCAGAAAACCAAAAAAACACAUUAAAAUGCUAUAAAAUGGACAUUGAAAAUCAGAAAAACAUGGAAGUUGAGCAGGAAUGUCAGAAGCAUGUUGUGGAGAAAGCGCUAACACCCAGUCCGCAGCAGCCAGCUACAUCAUCUAAUGUUCAUUCUCGAACACCUCCACCUGAAUUUGCACUCAUUUCUCAACCUACCCAAUCGAUCACUUUGAUGAUUCAAAAAAAUAUGAAUAUCAAAGACGUAUUUAAGAAUGAUGACGAAGAAUCGCCAACGUCAAAAAAAAGAAAAUUGAAUCAUAUCGACUAUUGCAACAAGAUAAAAGAAAAAGAACAUAAAUCAGUCGAGGAAAAGAAAAAAAGUAUCAGUCAGUUAAUUGAUCUCAUUCCCACUGAUGAGUUAUUCUCAUUUCAUCUUGAUUGGACAGUAGUUGACUUCCAAAUGAUAAAAAAACGCAUUUGGCCGUGGAUAAAUAAAAAAAUCAUUGAAUACAUCGGAGAGCCAGAAACAACACUGGUAGAUUUUAUAUGUUCAAAAGUGGAAGCCGGUAGUAGUCCUCAGGCUAUAAUCGAUGAUGUUCAGAUGGUACUUGAUGAUGAGGCUGAAGUGUUUGUUAUAAAAAUAUGGAAACUUCUAGUAUAUGAGGUUGAAAAACAAAAACUUUAGACAGGUUGAACUAGAAGAAAAUGUCUAGGAAAAUGGUCACAAAGACCAUGAAUUCCAUGAACAAUAAAUAA
This is a messenger RNA of Myzus persicae (green peach aphid), 2115 nucleotides long. Its product is annotated as RNA-binding protein 25-like. Gene Ontology annotation, cellular component: spliceosomal complex. Lineage: Eukaryota; Metazoa; Arthropoda; Insecta; Hemiptera; Aphididae. Gene Ontology annotation, molecular function: mRNA binding. The record is from RefSeq and is a predicted model, not a curated record. Bases 17 to 2044 code for a protein of 675 amino acids. The transcript has a single exon. Gene Ontology annotation, biological process: mRNA processing; regulation of alternative mRNA splicing, via spliceosome.